UGAAGUCAAGCAAGGCCACCGAAAAUCUCCCGAGUGAUACUCGCACAUUAUGUUUUUCCAAUGGAUCGUAUCAAUGGAGAUCUGAGCGGCGGGGCAAUCACCGUGAUUUGAGAGAUGAUACAGGACUAGAAAUAUCUCGGCGGCCUCCAAGUCAGUGAUAUGCCAUCGUAGUCACAUCAUCAGUUAUUCGAUUUGAAGCUUGAAGCUUGAAGGCCGGUAACGUUUUCAAAUAUCUGAAGAAGGCGCUAUGAAUAGAUAGAGAAGUGCCCAGUUGAAAUGGGGAAGCAGGAAGAUAUGAUUUUGCUAUAACGAUCGUUACGACGUCACACAUCCCCUACAGAGCAUCCGUCUGGCUAGAAAUCCUGUAGACCCGAUUUUCUGAGCUCUUCAGUGUCGUAUGCAGUGGUUCUUGUACACCUUCCUUAUUGGGCGACCUUCUCCUCAAGCCAAUAUAUUUGCAUAUACUUUGACGGUAUAAAUAAUAAUUUUCGGCGCUAUACCACG
This is a messenger RNA of Serpula lacrymans var. lacrymans S7.9, 504 nucleotides long. RefSeq lists its product as uncharacterized. The annotation marks the transcript as partial. NCBI's taxonomy places the organism in Eukaryota, Fungi, Basidiomycota, Agaricomycetes, Boletales, Serpulaceae. The transcript has 2 exons. The record is from RefSeq and is a predicted model, not a curated record.